Molecule: messenger RNA, 345 nt
Organism: Cuscuta campestris
Lineage: Eukaryota; Viridiplantae; Streptophyta; Magnoliopsida; Solanales; Convolvulaceae
Source: the annotation of a GenBank genome assembly
AGCGAUGUGAAUUUUCCAAUCAUAUGCCGGUAAUGCAUCGAUGUAUGAUACACAAACCUCAGUGAAUCUCCAAGACCUGGAGUCAGUUCCAGAGACUCGCUCGGAAUCAAGUGCACCAAAAAAGUGCACGUUGGAAGAGUCACAAACUGAAGGGCGACAUGCCGAUGACCGAGACGGCAUGGUCCAUUUCAAAAGUAGACCCCAGAGGAAGAAUCGUUGUUGGCCUUCGCUUGGGCUGACGUCUCUGAGCAUCCUAUCGUUGGUUCUGAGCAAACGAAAGAUGCAAUGUUGGAUCGUAUCAAGGAGAAGUUCUUUGUAGUGAUAAUCGCAUUAAGGGCUUCAAUA